Messenger RNA from Spizellomyces punctatus DAOM BR117, 1525 nucleotides. RefSeq lists its product as uncharacterized. Bases 222 to 1400 code for a protein of 392 amino acids. The record is from RefSeq and is a predicted model, not a curated record. Lineage: Eukaryota; Fungi; Chytridiomycota; Chytridiomycetes; Spizellomycetales; Spizellomycetaceae. Gene Ontology annotation, biological process: ubiquitin-dependent protein catabolic process; establishment or maintenance of cell polarity. Gene Ontology annotation, cellular component: MUB1-RAD6-UBR2 ubiquitin ligase complex. The transcript has 2 exons.
GGUCGAAAUAGAAAAGAAGAAAAUAUCGGGGCGAGACAACUGCUUUGACUUGUUACUGCGCAUCGACGAGUUUAUAAACGAAACCAGCCCAGACACAGCACACCCGAGCACACACAACGCGCGCAGUCCUUUAUAUUUUGGAGGGGUCGGGCCAGCUAGCGCGAAGAAAAGUGUCCAUUUCAAGCACUCCUCCUCCUUCCCAUCUCCUACCUAGAAAGACAAUGGUUCGACAGUCCAACUUUUCCUCCCUACACCCGUCAACAGGAGCCAUAACUCUGACACCCAACCACUAUGACAAACGCGCAUUGACGUGUACAGACCCACUUGCCCUUUCACACAGCCUGCUGAACUUGACGUACUUGACGUGCACACAUGCAAGAAUAGCGCAGGUACUGGCUGUCGACGGCGGGCUAGAGUGUCUGGUGAGGAUUGUGCUGAAAGGAGUACAGAAAGUCAGUGUGGCCAAAGGAGCGCGAGCACAGCAAUGGGGAGUGUGCAUUGUGGCCGGAGUGUGCUGUCUGAGCAACGUUGCUGUCCGUGGAAAUCAGCGACUGCGGCGACGUUUGGUGGAGGCCAAGGUGAUCCCGGUCUUGAUUGUUGUUUUGAGCGGCGCCUUUGCGGCGGGAGGCGGGAAAGGUCCUGCGCUAAAGACGACUGCGGACGGUCAGGAUGUCCUUUCUCCACUGGCGGCGGCUGCCAUGGCCGUUGAAUCACAGGAUGGUUCGCCCAACAUGCCUACCACGUACCCACAAUCGUUGCAACCCGAACUAUCCGCAACUACAGCAGAUUCCCUUCCACCAGAUAACUCCAACGGGACAUUACUUGGUCUUCCGAGUCCCAAUCUCUCAAGCACCGCAGAUAUAGAACAGACAACAUCAACAACAACGACGACGACGACGACGACGACGACAAGUUCAAUCACGACUCCUCUUGUACCUGCCUCCACACAUCCUACGCUUCUGCCAGCCUUGAAGCUGACUGCAUACCUCUCGAAAUACGCCAGUCUCCGGGCACACCUCCAUGGCAGCACACCCAAUAUUUUUGCACUUACGGAACACUUUACCGGUCCCCAAUAUAAUCCAGAGAUUCGACGAUGGGCAAUCAUAUGCAUGAGAAACGCGUUCAAAAGAUCCGACGGAUGUCAGCCCUUUCGAAGAUGCGGCAACUUUGGACCGGAAAAGAGAUUCGAAAACGCCUGUGGGCGCGUAGAAAAAAUCGAAAGAGAAUUUCUAAAAUGCUCACGGUGUAGAAGGGUUGUGUAUUGCAGCAAACAAUGCCAGCGCGCGUCAUGGAUUGCCCACCGAAAUUGGUGCUUGAAAGUUGAGGGACGAUGUGGAAGUUUGGUAGAACGUGAAGCAAGCAUUUCGGGACGGGGAGAUGAAGAGCGCUUGGAAUCAUAGUCGACCGCUGGUAUAUACUUGGAGAUGACUGCGGGAUCAUCCAUACUUAAUGAGAUUUAUAUGCAGUUUUAUCCUAUGGCUACUGUUUGGAAUAUAUAAUAGAUAUUGCGUACCAAUGGCCCUCA